This is a messenger RNA of Gilbertella persicaria, 1669 nucleotides long. RefSeq lists its product as uncharacterized. The record is from RefSeq and is a predicted model, not a curated record. Lineage: Eukaryota; Fungi; Mucoromycota; Mucoromycetes; Mucorales; Choanephoraceae. The coding region runs from base 88 to 1560 and encodes 490 amino acids. Gene Ontology annotation, molecular function: DNA-binding transcription factor activity, RNA polymerase II-specific; zinc ion binding; RNA polymerase II transcription regulatory region sequence-specific DNA binding. The transcript is spliced from 9 exons. Gene Ontology annotation, biological process: cellular response to starvation; regulation of DNA-templated transcription. Gene Ontology annotation, cellular component: nucleus.
CUUAUUUUCCACUUUUUCUUUGAGCAAAAUACAAAGUAUGAACUUGGCACUUUUACAGCCUAUAUAAAAAGAGAGAGAAAGUGCAAUAUGAAAUCAGAUCAAACAAAACCUGCAAACGGACAGAGAAAAAAGAAGGCAGCAAGAGCCUGCAUUCAUUGUCAAAAGGCACAUUUAACUUGUGAUGACUCUCGCCCUUGUCAACGAUGUAUUAAGCGUAAUCUAGCAACCACCUGUACUGACGGUGCAAGGAAAAAAGCAAAAUAUUUACAAGAUAUUGAUGAUACAAGUCCAAUGACAGCACCGGGAACACCAUUUAGUCCUCAGUCAUCCAUACAGACACCUAAUUUAAAUGCGUUUGUGCCUGAAGUGGUUUCAUUUCAAGCACAACGCUUUUUGGAUACUGCAGGAGCACCUUCUAUGACAAACAACACCACAGAUACUUCUUUAAUGAAUUUAGAUAAUUUCAACUAUGGAUUCGGGUCUAAUACAACUAAUCUUGAAUAUUCAAUCUUAUCUAACAUGCUUGGUUCUCCUCUUACAGAUACCAACGUGUCUAGUUCAAAUCAACCACCUACUUCAGCUGAUGUGCUUAGCAAUCUUUGGUCUCAACAACAACAGCAGCAACAACAACAUCAACAACAUCAACAACAGCAACAACAGCAACAACAGCAACAGCAACAGCAACAGCAACAACAGCAUCAACAGCAAUCACCUAUUCUUGAUUCAGUUACAAAUACAGUAAAUAUAAUACAGAACAAUAGUGAUACACCUUUUUUGUCUUCACCUAAUCCUCCUCCUCCUCCUCCUGCGUAUAACAAUAACAAAUCAGUUGCUUCCAUUUCUUCUUCUACCAUGGAUACAUCACAAAUAUCUGCUUCUGGUGUAUCCACUCUUUCUGCUUAUGGUGAUGGUGCUGUCGUAGCUAAUGUGGCUAGUCCAGUCACAACAAGUACGGGUCCAUCUGUGAGAAGAAGAAAUCAGAUUGUUACGCCUGAAAUGGCUUAUGCUAGUGCAACAAAACCUUUUAGUUAUGCCGAUGGAUAUCAUUAUCUGAUUAAUUAUGUCAAAACAAGAAUGAGUAGAGAAGAUUUGAUGAGAAUCAGUAGAGCGCUGGCGCUAUUUAGACCAUCUGUCUUGGCUUCUAUGAUGAAUUUGACUGAAGAUGACUUGAUCUUUACUGAGAAAUGCUUACAACGUACAUUAUUAGAAUAUGAGAAAUUGAUUAGUUAUUCAGGUACACCUACUGUUGUAUGGCGAAGAACAGGUGAAAUUGCUUUGGUAGGAAAAGAGUUUUCUUUACUGACUCAAUGGUCAAGAGAUAUGCUCUUAAACAAGAAGACCUAUAUUUACGAACUUAUGAGCAAUCCCUCUGCUGUUGAAUAUUGGGAAAAGUAUGCUUUGCAUGCUUUUGAUAACACAGAUUCAGCCGUCUAUAGUACUUGUAUUCUUAUCAGUCCUACAAAGCGAAUUGUUCCUUGUACUUUUUGCUUUACUAUCAAGCGAGAUAUCUUUGAUUUACCGAGUGUUAUUGUAGGCAAUUUUCUACCUAUCUUGAGCUAGAAAUCCCAUUCCAUUUGCAUCUCAUUCUACCUUUUUUAACUACAAAAGAUAUCCCUACAAACGUAUUUAACCUGGACCAUGAUAGAAUAAAUAUACUUUAUUGAUAAUA